CACAAAAAUAAUCAAAGAAAAAAAUGAAAACCCUGAGAAAACCCUAACUCACCGUGAGCCCAAAAACCCGAUCUUCUCCGCUCUUGGUCUCCUCCUCUUCUCUCUCUCUCUCUCCCAAAACCCUAGGCCCGGAAGGGCUACCGGGAAGAGGAGGCUUCUCAGCCUCUCUCUGUCUCUGCUUCGUUCUCUAUGCGUCUCCGGUGUGUGGAGGUUGCCCCUCUGCGCUGAUCUUAUCGGCUUCGAUCUUAGCGGGUGCCGAAUCUCUCCUGGAAGGUUGACUGCAAUGGUCUAAGGGCACCGUGUGGUAUUCUAAGCAGAGCAUUUCUCCAGUUCAUUUAGUCUGACAAUAUGAUAGCUACCGAAAGCAUUAUUGUGAAGAAGAAGCUGAAGAUUAAGUUUGGGGGAAAACGACUUGAAGCUGAUCCACAGACAUGUAAAUUUGAGCAGCCGGCAUCACUUACAGGUGAAUGGAAAUGUGCUGCUGGAAAUGAAACUGGUCAGAAUGAGAGGGUUGGCAAGAUAUCUGCCGUCAAUGGAUCAAAGCUUAGAAUUUCUCUGCCAAUUUCUAAUAAGCGAGGACCGCCUGAACCGUUGGAAAGUCCAAAGAAGAGGCUGAAAAUAGACCGGGCAGUUACUCAGCAGUGUACUUCCUUGUUGAAGAAAUUGAUGCAUCAUCAAUGUGGUUGGCCCUUCAAUCGGCCAGUGGAUCCUGUUGCGCUGAAUAUUCCGGAUUACUUUUCAAUAAUAUCAAAACCCAUGGACUUGGGGACAGUUAAAUCAAGGCUGGAGAAGAAAUUGUAUCUUGGGAUUGAAGAAUUUGCCACUGAUGUCAGGUUGACCUUUUCUAAUGCCAUGCACUACAAUCCACCUGGUAAUGAGGUCCAUAUAAUGGCAGAUCGCUUGAGUAAAAUAUUUGAGUCUGGAUGGAAAGUUCUUGAGGCAAAGUGGAAUCGCGGAACACCAAGAGGUGAACUAAUUUCAUCAGACAAACAGCUUAAGGAUGGAAAUGCUGUGGGACACAGUGAUUCUAAGACGGCUCCACCUGCUGAUUUGUGUAAGAAUGGGGUGGCAAAUGGAGAGAUCAAAUGUCAAAAUGACGCAGGAGUUACGAAAGUGAAAGUUCCAAAAGUGCCUCAGAGCAAACCAUCAACUAAUAAUAUAAAUAAAGGCACAGAUAGUGACAGUAGCCUUGCCUUCCGAUCCAAGUGUGAUGUAUGUGCUAGCAUUAGUUGCCCAUGCAGCCACAGCCAAAUAAGUGAUUCGUUGCGAAUAGUGCCAAGUGGCUUGCCUUCUGAAAGAUCACAAGGUCAAGAUCAUGCAUGUCAUGGUGAUGGUUCAGGACAGGCAAAGAACCAUCGUGCAUCACAUUGGGACAAGUCUGACCAAGAUAAUAGUGAUGAAGGGGCUGGAAGUGCUGUGGAUGAAGAAGAUUUUUGUACUACAGGAGGUGCAGCUGCUGCUAAUACGGACGCCACAUGUGGCGAAGGUUGGGCUGCUCCUCUUCCUGAUGCACAGCUGUCGCCAAAGAAGGCUCUUAGAGCUGCAAUGCUAAAGAGUCGCUUUGCUGCCACUAUAUUGAAGGCACAGCAUAAGACACUACUUGAUCAUGGUGAUAAAGCUGAUCCUAUCAAGCUGCAGCAGGAGAAGGAAAGACUAGAAAGGAGGCAGCUUGAAGAGAAGGCCAGGAUUGAAGCUCAAAUAAAAGCUGCAGAAGCAAGAGCAGAGGCUGAAUUAAAGAAGCAAAGGGAGAGGGACAGGGAAGCUGCUCGGAUUGCUCUUCAAAAGAUGGAAAAAACUGUGGAAAUUGGAGAGAACCUCGAGAUUCUAAAGGAGCUUGAAAUAUUGAGUGGAUGUUCUCUAUCAGUUCAUGUUCCGGAAUCGGAUGAUGGGUCUGAGGUGCUUUCGGGAGGAUUUGAUGGGUCACCGGGUAAGAACGCGCUGGAGCGGCUUGGCCUGUUUAUGAAGGAUGAUUACAUGGAGGAUGAUGACGAGGAGACGGUUUGCAAUGGGGGAGAGGAAGGAGAAAUUUUUUCGUGAUUCCUUUUUCUUUCUGCUUCUGAUGGGUGGGUUUCUUCUCAGCUUUCCAUGAUGGAUUGCUAUGCUGUGUUAAUUUACUUAGAAAUAGGAGAGAUUGGGGCGGGUUUUUGUAAGGAUAUGAUUGAGGUUGUAAAUGGUGACACUCUUGGAAAUACCCUCUGCAUAUUAUAUAAGGAAUGAAAGCGCGCAACAAAAAAAUUUAAAAAAAGAAAGAAAAAAAUAAAAAAAGAGAGCCAUCUUGUUUUCGGGUUGUGCAUGUUCGAUAUUUUAA
Punica granatum (pomegranate) is the source of this 2308-nucleotide messenger RNA. The record is from RefSeq and is a predicted model, not a curated record. Lineage: Eukaryota; Viridiplantae; Streptophyta; Magnoliopsida; Myrtales; Lythraceae.